GAGAGAGGAGGGAGAGAGAGAGGAGGGAGAGGGAGGGAGGAGGGAGGCGGCAGGGACACUGUAACCUGCAGGAGGACUCACAUGGUCCUGCAGCAGCGGAGCACAGACCACCGGGACCUCCCCAAACCUCCUUUACACACAGCUCACCUCCAUUCUUUAUCUUCUUCUUCUUCUUUAAAGAAAAAAAAAUACUCCGGUUUUUUUUUCGUUUUUUUUCCCGCCUCGCAUCCUUCCCUCCCGCAGCCCAGUGUCGGUCGGACUCGGGCCGGUUUUAAAGCAGCGAACAUGGCUCGGGAGAACGGAGACACCGGCAGAGGAGAGACGUGGAAGAAACAAGUCGACGACAUCAAGAAGAUUUUUGAUUUCAAAGAAGUGCUCGGCACGGGAGCGUUUUCCGAGGUGGUCCUGGCCCAGGAGAGGCUGACCGGCCGGAUGUUUGCGGUGAAGUGCAUCCCUAAAAAGGCUCUGAAGGGGAAGGAGAGCAGCAUCGAGAACGAGAUCGCCGUGCUGAGGAAGAUCAAGCAUGAGAACAUUGUGGCGCUGGAGGACAUCUACGAGAGUCCCGAUCACCUCUACUUGAUCAUGCAGCUGGUGUCUGGCGGCGAGCUGUUCGACCGAAUCGUGGAAAAAGGUUUCUACACGGAAAAAGAUGCGAGCACGCUGAUCAGACAAGUCCUUGAUGCUGUGAACUACCUGCACAAGAUGGGCAUCGUGCACCGAGACCUGAAGCCAGAGAACUUGCUGUAUUUUAAUCCCCAAGACGGGUCAAAGAUCAUGAUCAGUGACUUUGGUCUUUCCAAGAUGGAGGGCAGCGGUGAUGUCAUGUCUACGGCCUGCGGCACGCCGGGAUAUGUGGCUCCGGAGGUUCUUGCCCAGAAGCCGUACAGUAAGGCGGUGGACUGCUGGUCCAUCGGAGUGAUCGCUUACAUCCUACUGUGUGGCUAUCCUCCAUUCUACGAUGAAAACGACUCCAAGCUCUUUGAACAGAUCCUGAAAGCCGACUACGAGUUUGAUGCGCCGUACUGGGACGACAUAUCUGACUCAGCCAAGGAUUUCAUCAGCAGCCUGAUGGAAAAAGAUCCAGCCAAGCGUUUCACCUGUGACCAGGCACUCAGACACCCUUGGAUCGCCGGGGAUACGGCGCUCUGCAAGAACAUCCAUGAGUCAGUCAGCCGACAGAUCAAGAAGAACUUCGCCAAGAGCAAAUGGAGGCAAGCGUUCAAUGCCACCGCCGUGGUUCGGCACAUGAGGCGGCUGCAGCUUGGCAGCAGCAGCAUGGGGAGCAGCAUGGACGCCUCCAAUCCGCUGACCAGGCCGACUCAGACGCAGAAGCAGGCCCAGACGGGCCAGAAUCAGCCAGCUCAGAGCCAAAACGCGGGCCAGGCGGCGCAGAGCCAGAGCACCAACACGGCCGCCAGCAAAACUUCUUCCAUAGACAACAACAUAGCAGCUCCUCGCAAGGAAUGUGUAACCGUCACACCCUGCAGUCUGGCGUCUGCAGCUUCUUCUCCCGCCGCAGGCGCCGAGCUGAACCGGCCACAUCCCUCAGCCGUUCCAGCCCCGGUGCUCACAGAGACCAAGUGACGCCAGGUCCCGCGGGGAACCAGCUGGGAGGCCACGGCGCUGUGAGGCAGAGAGAAGGAAAUAGACGGGAGGACGACAGGAGAGGAAGAGGAUCCCCCUCUUCUUCUUCUUCCCUCCCUCUCCUCACUGCAUUUCCACUUGGAUGCGACCGCCCAGCCAGUUCCCCGCCCUGCUCCAGGGAGAGCAGAGGACUUUACCUCCACCCCACCGAUUCAAGACACACAGCGCCAUACUGUACGCACACCAACCACCCACCAGGACACCGUGUAGGAUUCUUCCUGCCACAGCGACAGCUCGGCCACUGACUCUCACUGAGGAUGUUUGAAUGGCCGGCUUUGAUUGGUUGCUGUUGGAUGAUAAAUGGGUGUCAACUGCUGCCAGCUUGAGCAGUAAUUGGUGGUUCAUGGUGGGGCCGGUGGUAUCGUAUUAUUCAAUGUCAGUCAACAUCAACUUCCCUCUUGAAUCUGGUCUUUCCUGCGCCACUUUAUUUAGCUUUUUUUCCAGAUUACUGUCGGUUUGACUGUUGGCAACUGGAUUGUUUUAUUGUUUAUUAUUACUGUUGAUUAUAAAGGUGGUAUGUGUAAUGUUUAAAAGGCGAACAUCAUUGACAAAUUAAUAGUGCUACUUUGGUAUAAUUAAAUGUAAAUAAAUGAGACCGUGACCAAGACAACCGGUCGCCUCUACCUCACGCUUAUUAACAGCUUAACUGUGCAAGCUCUUUGUUUUGCAUUAAGACUCCAUUUCCCAUAAUCCCCUUGUUUCUAGCAUCACCAAAGUCCCUGUACGCCUCCUGUUACGUGCCAUAAAGCAAUCCAUCAGAUUUCCCUCCAAAUCUGACCUAGAGUCUGCGUGAAUGCAGAGCAGAGGCGAGAGGUCUGAGGAGAGGCGACCCACUUUGUUUACACUCAUUUUACUAAUGUAGCAAAGUAACGUGGCAAUGAUUUAUUCAUGUGAAAACACUACAUAUAGCACCUUUAAGACAUUUUAUACGUCCUUAUGGGCUUGUUUGUUUGUUUGUGCUUUAAGAAGUGCUUUAAAAGUACCAUACGACUGUUGAGACAUGAAAAUAUGAGUAAGCGCUUUAUGUAUUUUGCACAGAAAGGGUCAGACGCAGAUUAACCGCCAUCCACUUAUGUUUAUCAGAGAGUAGAGAUUGUAAACUUUAUUAAAAAAAAAAACAAUAGUAACCCAGAGUGGAUGUCAGAACAUUCUACAACUUGUUUAUUGCCUGAAAAAUUUUGAUUUGUUUAUUAUUUUCUUACUUUAUAAGAUUUUUAUAACAAUCACCCUUAAAGGGACACACAUACAGGUUAUUAUGAAACAUGCAGCGGGUUUAGGAUAGGAUAGAUAGAUAAGAGGUAUUUACAGGAAAACUGCCUCCAGUUGAGAAUGUUAGUGACUAUAUGAUAGCUUGCCCUUUGAUUUCCCAAACUAAGCAGCCACAUGCAGCGCAAUGCCAUUUCAAGGGUACAAACUGCCUCCCAUAUGGGCCCUAAGAGUAUCUAGCCCGUGUGGAGACAAAAUCCAAGAUGGAGAAGCUGCUUUCUGCCGCUGUUUUUCUUCUCCCCCCCUAUAAAGAAGCCAUGAUCUCACCUUUUUGCAUCGUCAAGCUACGCCUGGUUCAGAAGUGCUCAGGGAAAACUGCAGCUGCACUGUGAGCUGGCGAAUAACGAUUUCCUGAUUUAGGUUGUUCUGUCUGUUUUUGGUUCAGGCUUUGUGGCACCACAGUUAUUGAUCCAGGGCAUAAGACAUCAGCUGUGUCCCGAUUGCAGUGUUGUGCAGACUCAUGACUUGAAUAUUGACUCAGACUUUUCUACCGAGGACUCCGAGGUGUUUUGGACUUGACUAUCUUCCAAAGCAUGCACUUCUUAUUCUGUUUGUUGAAUCCCCCAAGCCUUCAAAACGGUUCACCAAAACAACAUGGAGGACUGGUGAGUCCAUGGUUCAUCCAAUGACAGUUUUGUGCCCAAAAUCCAAAAGCCUGGUUUGCGUAGCUCAGUUCUCACAAUUAGUGAGACAGUUCAAAAACUGGCAAAUGUCAAGUAUUUCAUUAUGAUCAACAAAGCCAAAAUGUGUUGUUUACAACAAGACUCCCAUUGUCCACAACUCUUAACUCCAUCAUCCAAUUGCCAGUGGAACCAAGGCCGCACUAGACCGUUACUGAUUGCCGUGACAGACUCAGAAACACAGUUCAGCUCGUUGGAAAUGUAUCUGCAUUUGACAUGACGGCCUGACUUUGAUUGACUUGACUCAAAUGUCACCUUCUCAUGACUCUGACAUCACUACAGCAGCUGAGUUUGUGUCACUGGUUGGAAUGGCCUUGUAGACUCAGAGCAGAGAGAACGGUACAGUGUUGGGUGCACGCUCACACAUAUCAGAUUGUCAUCAGAUGCAAUUCUAUUGAUCCCUUUAUUGUGAAUUGUAGCCAAAGACCAGUGCAAGGUACGAAGACAAUUUGGUUCAUUCUACUUGAUGAAUUGGUUAGAACAGAGCUAGUUAGAUACGAGGCUGUUUGAGACACUAAAUCUAAAGGGCUGAACUCUAGCUGCAAAUGAAUCUGGAGAGAGAUUUAUUGACCUUCGACCCCUUCUUAAUCUGUUGCCAUUCACCUUUUUUUAUUAUCUACACAGAGUGGUGCUGAAAAGUAUGUGCAUAAUUAUUCAUAGUACUUGUUUUAAUCUGUUUGGCAUGUCAGAGGAGUGUGAGACCACAGCUGGAUGAGAGUCAAAGAAGGGUAGAAUGACAGUAAAUCAACUCUCACCCAAGCUUUCUGGAAUUCACUUCUGGCUUGGUGCAUCGUGUGUAUUAAGCUGCACAUAUUUGGCACUGAAGUUGACUUUCAUGAAUGCUAACGAGUUUAAAUAUCUGCAUUCAUGUUCUCUGUUCUCUUUAACAGCAGCUUCAACAGCUCUGCAAGGGCAAUUUCGACGCGUUUUGGUGUUCUGCUCUUUCUAGUCCCCCCUCUCGAUACUUUACAGCCUCUCUACCCUGUCUUUAGCUCCAACUCAAGACGUAAAUCUUUAGUGAGUUUUUUGAAAGUCUCAGUAAUUUCCUAAAACAGCUGGGCGCUGUAAUAACUUGUCUAACUUGAGUAAAAAGUGCGAUUUUUGGGGGGGACUAUUUUUAGCGGUGGAUGAAUACAUAUUUGUUACACUAGCGAGUGUUUGCAGCAGCACAGCGGUGUAUGUGAUGAUUUGAAAUGAACUACAGUGCCCAUGUUCAUGGUGAUGAAGUAACAUAUCACCCAGUGCAACAUUGACUCACUGAUGUGUUUUUAAUCAUUUUUGGACAACAGUGGAGGCUCAGAGGACUAAGAUAUAUCAGGCUGAAUUUCCUGGUUCAGACCUGACUGAGACAGAGACUAACAGGAAGACUCUCAGCUGCUGGUUGAAAGUUUCCGCCUUGUUAUCAAGCAGAAAUACAGAACUCUCUCACUGCCCUCGGAUGCGCACAUCAAUAUGUAAAUCUGCAUCUUGGUAUCAGCGUUCUGGUUGUAAGCUCUCAUUCACCGUGAUUACACUGACUGCAGUCGGUGGCUCACAUCGUAAUUUAUGCCAUCGAGGGAGUGAGAACUGAUUUAUAAUUUAUACAUACAUCCAGGGAACAGAUUUGUUUUCUGUAAACCUCCAAUCACGCAGGAAUCGUCCUUUAACAGAACGCCUCAUUCCACUCAAGUCAUUCAUACAUGCACACACCAGAUCUACUGCACAGUUUGUUAAGCAUCAGUCGUGAAACUUGCGUUACAUGUGUCAACACCGCUGACACGCUUGUUGAUUUGACUGAAAACGUUGCAGUUACUUUAUGCAUGUUGACCUAGCAGCUAACGAGUCGUAGUAGAGUUUUAGUUCGGUAGAUUUAGGUGUGUAAGAAAAGAUAGAUUUUGUUAUUUUAAAUGUGCAGUCUUAGAGAAUGCUAACUUUUUAGUGUUUCUUACUGAACUACAACACCCAUGUGUAUCCUACUGCAUGACUACACAGUUCACCUUUCAGAAAUAUAUAUAUUAUUGUUGACUUUUUUUACAGCAGGGUUGUGUUCCAUUCUUUUCUCUACUAACCAAACCGUAAAGUCAGUCCAUGUAAUUAUCCAUGUGUUACUGAGGGGGACUUUGAACCAUGUAAGGGCUUUAUUCCAAUGAUCACCUUAAUCUAAUUAUUCACUGUAACCAUGUAUACAUACCCAUUGAUUGCUAUGCAUUUUUUAAACAUUUUUAAGCGUGUCGUCAAUUCUCGAUUUUCUCGAUGUGGGGUCAGGAAAUGAAGGAAAUGAACAACAUCAGCACCUGUAGUUAAAGAAAUUUUUGGGGUGCAAGUGCAAGACACUGAAUCUCAGCCAGAUAUUAGAUCAUUUCAAUCACUUAACUGUUAAUUAUUAAUACUAAUGAAUGAGCUACAUUGUAAGAGUCGUGCACCGGGUUUUUCUCUGGCACAAAAUGAACCAUCAGCCGACACUGUAAGAAGUGAUUCAAUGUGACGUGGUCCUCGUCAGUCCGGACGUUUGGGUUUACGAAUGUAUUGCGAGGCAGGCCGUGGGUUCAGGUUCAUGCUGCUCUGUGGUUUUAUGUGCUGUUUUCUGAAUGAACCUUUCCAUGUUAAAGAUGCUACUGUAAAUAGAUUGUGAAUAUGAAUGAUCAUUUUCAAGAUAAUAUUUACAAAUGUUUUGCUGUCGAGGCAUGUGAGAGUGUGUGAGUGAGCGAGUGUGUCGAGGGAAGUUGAUUGUACUCUAUGGAAUGUUUAAUGUAAAAAAAAAAAAAGAAGCUAACAUCCCCUUUACUCCCUUCUGCUUUCAUAAACUGUUUCAUGCCAUCAGUGUCCAACCACCUCUUCAGUGUCAGUCCAACUAAAAGUGAAAGCAUCGUUUACUGAACUCAGGCUUACGUUUUUUUGCCAUUCUAAAGGAAGAAAUCCAAAGCUGUGACCGACUCAGAAACACACUGUUAAAGGACGGAGGGCGGCUUACGACCCGCUCUGGUCCACUCUUUCCCCCUCUUUGAGCUCUCACUCCUCGGACCUUUUUUUCUUCUUCUCCUUCUUCUUUUUUAAACAAAGACGGCGCUGAAGUGCAUCGUCACAAAAGAUGAAAAGCAUGUCUAAAAAAAAAAAGUGCUUCAAGAGUUCGACUUCACCAUGAGUGUUUGCGUAAUCUUAUAUGCCCUUGUAUGAUGUUAGUAUCUCUGUAUUAUGUAAAGACAUACACAGGUUGAGAUGCCCGUUUCCUCGGAGGCAGAUCAGAGUUUCAGCUCUACAAACUGUUUGGAGAGGCAGAAAUAAUCUCAUCAUCAGCUAACUGCUAUUUAUUAAGUGAACUGGAUGCCAUGCCCCAUUCAUUCCAUUUAAAGUAUUUGCUGACUUCCUCUGCUUAUAGAAAUGAUAUGGCCAUAAAUGGUUAUGUCAGACAGAUUUUGUGGCACAAUAUGUGACAACACAAACUUCAUUUAUGGGUGAUUGUGGUACGAACUUUAUUCAUUCAUUUAUUGUUUUUGGCAAGAGUGGUUUUCUUUUGGCCAUGAUCAUGUUUCAGUAUGAAUUGUUGCCAAAUGCUUUAGGAUCCACAAUGUUAGCAUGUAUCUUAUGGGAAGUAAGUUUCUAGCUUUCCGUUAGCAUCAGUAAACUGUCCUUAUCCUCAUCUGAUGAGAGCAGCUCUGCCUCGAGAGUUGUUUGUAGGGCUAAAACUUUGGCUAAGGCUGUUUUUUGGGGACCCGGUGUCUCCCUGUGGGUGUCCGUGUCCAGAGCCCGCUAAAUUUAGCCGGCUGUAUUGUAUUUACUCUCUGCAUGUGACCACAACAAACUCCCAUUCUGUGCACCGUCGUCACGCAGACGACGACUCACUCAUGUCUCAGAGCGGGCACUACCUGCCGCACUUAUUGUGCUGUGAUGAUGAUGAUGAUGAUGACGAUGAUGAUGAUCACUCUCCGUUAAUGGGGCUUGUAUAUCAGAUGCCUUCGACAAUCAUGUGCACAUAUCAGAGUUACCAUGACGACACAGGCCAGAGCGACUGAUUGUGUUUUGUUUGUCUUUCUCCUGGAAUAAAUCCUGAAUGAUCGUAAC
This is a messenger RNA of Larimichthys crocea (large yellow croaker), 7628 nucleotides long. It is a transcript of the gene camk1da, whose product is annotated as calcium/calmodulin-dependent protein kinase 1Da. Gene Ontology annotation, biological process: protein phosphorylation. Gene Ontology annotation, molecular function: protein kinase activity; ATP binding. The transcript is spliced from 11 exons. The coding region runs from base 82 to 1584 and encodes 500 amino acids. The record is from RefSeq and is a predicted model, not a curated record. NCBI's taxonomy places the organism in Eukaryota, Metazoa, Chordata, Actinopteri, Sciaenidae.